Messenger RNA from Vicia villosa (hairy vetch), 612 nucleotides. RefSeq names its product secreted RxLR effector protein 161-like. The coding region runs from base 1 to 612 and encodes 203 amino acids. The record is from RefSeq and is a predicted model, not a curated record. The transcript has a single exon. NCBI's taxonomy places the organism in Eukaryota, Viridiplantae, Streptophyta, Magnoliopsida, Fabales, Fabaceae.
AUGUCGAAGCAAGGUAUGGUGCAACAUCAAGAGAGGUAUGUCAAAGAGAUACUCAAGAGAUUCAGAAUGGAUGAUUCGAUUCCUGCAUCUUCACCUGUCGAACCAAAUGUGAAGUUGGAGAAGAAUGGAGAGGAAGACAAAGUCGAUGUAACUUUGUUCAAGCAAAUUGUGGGAUCUCUGAGGUAUAUUUGCAACAGCCGACCAGAUAUAGGUUUCACAGUCAGAUUAGUGAGCAGAUACAUGAGUGAACCAAAAGUGUCACACAUGAAGGCUGCAAGAAUAAUUCUAAGAUACUUAAAAGGAUCGAUAGAGUGUAGAAUUCUAUUUCGACGAAACUUUGAAGACAAAGAAGCAAGAGUUACUUAUUUUUUACAUGUUGAUUGGUGCGGAGAUAAGGAAGAUCGAAGAAGCACAACUGGAUAUUUCUUUCAAGUGUUUGGUGCCCCAAUUUCAUGGUGUUCGAAGAAACAACAUGUGGUGGCAUUAUCAUCGUGUGAAGCUAAAUAUAUAGAAGGAUCCUAUGUUGCAUGUCAAGCAAUUUGGAUCAGAUUGGAACUUGAAGAAAUGGAGGUCAAAGUAAAGAAACCUCUUGUGUUGCAAAUCGACAACUAG